This is a messenger RNA of Corvus hawaiiensis (hawaiian crow), 2889 nucleotides long. RefSeq names its product collagen alpha-1(I) chain-like. Lineage: Eukaryota; Metazoa; Chordata; Aves; Passeriformes; Corvidae. The record is from RefSeq and is a predicted model, not a curated record. The transcript has 5 exons. Bases 1 to 2889 code for a protein of 962 amino acids.
AUGCGACCCGGCACCGAGAGAGCCUCGCUCACACCCCCGCCGAGAGGCCACGGUGACGACGGGACAAGGCAUGCCACCGCCGCCACCGCGCGCCACACCCCGGCAGCGGGUCCCACGCGGUGCGCGACCCUGGCACGCGGACCCGGAACGCCCGACAACCCUCGGGAGCAACCUCUUGCGCGCGGGGGCCGCUCGGCCGGGAGCGGGAUCUUCUGCCAGGCGGCGAAGACCCCGGCUCCGGUGCGGGAAAGGGUCGGAGGAGCCGCCUCCCCCGACCCCCGAAGGCGUCCGCACCCCUUCGCCCUCGCCGUUUUUUCCCAGCGCUCGCCGGCGCGUCGGCCGCCGAGCGAAGGGGACGAGGCAAGGGGCGAGCGCACCUCCGGGAGGGGCCGUGCCGAGCACCCCUCCCUCCCGCACGCAGGCGGCUCUCGCGCGCCAAGAAGAGCCGGGCUCGGGAGGACUCGGGCCGCGCGCGCCCACGCGGGCGCCCACGCGGAGGAACACCGGCGACCGGCGUUCGGCGGCGCCGGCCGCGGUGGCGCGAGGCUCAAAAGGCCGGCCGCCCCCCCCGCUCUCCGGCGGGGACGGACCGGCGGCGGACCGGCGCAGUGGGGGGGGGGGGGGGGGAAGGAAGGGUGGAGCCGCCGCGACGGCGACGAGCGCACCGCGCUUCGAUGCCCGGCCGCGACGCGCGGUGUAGCGCAGGGAGGGCCCUGCCCGCGCGCGCGGUGGCGGGCGCGCACGGCGCGCUUCGCCGCGCCGAGCGGCUUUCUCUCCCCCCCCCACCCCGCCCCCCCAGGUGCCGCGCGCCUUCCAUCUCUCUGGGGCUGCGCGCGCGGCGCCGUCGGAAAGGGCGCGUGGCCCCCCCGGGUACCCGCCGAGGCCGGCGGCAGGGGGGCCGAGCGAGCGAGCGAGCGAACGGAGCGGGCGUUUGAGACGCCGCACGCGGCCGGCCGGACGGCCCGGCACGCGGGCAGGCGCCAGCCCCCCGAUAGUCAAGUUCGACCGUCUUCUCGACACUCCGGCAGGGCCGUGGCCGACCCCGCCGGGGCCGAUCCGAGGACCUCACUAAACCAUCCAAUCGGUAGUAGCGACGGGCGGAUCAACCAGGUAGCCGCCACCCACGGCGGCGCCACGGAGGCACGCGAGCAACGCGGACCGCCCGGCCCCACCGGCCAACGCCCUGCCAACCCUGACCGCCCCGGCUCUUUCACCGCUCCGACCCGCGGGAGCGGCAUCGCGGACGCGACGGUGGCGGCAUGGCAGCGACGCCAACCGGCGAGCGGCGGCCGACGCCAUCGCAAGCCCGGAGGCGCCUGGGGCGGGGAACGGCAGCACGGCACGGGGACCUUCCCACCCCCCCUCACCCGCCGCAAAGCGGCGGAGAGGCGCGGGACGCCCUCGGCAACGGCCGACCCCGGCGGCCGGCCCUUCCCGCGCCGCCGCGGGCAAGGAGCCGGGACCGCUGCGCAGCUUUCGGCUUCGGACGACGCGGGCCUCUCGGUCACGGCCCCCCCCCCCCCCCCCGGGGGGGGAAAGGGGACACCUGAGGGCUCGCGGGGCCACGCGGCCGUCACACAGCCCGGGACGGUAAAGACGCCCUCCCGGCAGCGGGAGCGGCGACACCUCGCCUGCGACGGGAAGCGAAUUGGAAAGGAGACCGCCCUGCCAGAGCACCGGACACCGCCGUGGCUUCCCCAUUACAGAGAGCCCCGGAAGAGCCGGCCCGCCGGGGGCCCUUUCCGACGCGACCCGAAAAGCCUCAUCGAUCGGCUGACAAAAGAGGAGCGAAAGAAGGCCCCGCGGCCUCGGUCCUGGGACAACGGCAGCCCGAAGCGCGCACCCACCGGCCGAGCUCCGCCACGGUUCCAGGCGGGCAGCGGGCAGACGGACGCGGGGCUGCUUUUUUCCACGGGCGGGACACGUCCCCGAGAGGCCCCUGCCCGCGGCUUGGCGCCGCCGAGCCUCCCCGACGCACCCGAGAGGCCGCCGACGCCGGCGGGCCGACUUCGCAGCGGCUUUCGCAUCGGUCACAGCGGAGAAGCGCGGGGAGGGUGCCGCCACCCGACCCCGGCUGCGGACGACGACUCCCUUUAUCGAGCGAGACAACAUCGGGACGGCACCAACCGGGGGAGGGAGGCCACGGCCAAGGCCGCGCUCCCGACGCCCCAGGGAACCUUUCCGAGCGUGCGAGGAAGUGCCACCGACCAUGCCCACGGGCCACCGGCUUUCGCCCGCCUCGCGGCGAUCGGCUUCCCUCCGGAAAAGCCGGGCGGGAACGUGGACCUUCUCGCAACCCAGCCCGCCGGCAACCACGGCAGCCGGGACAGGCCAGACACCACGGGCCGCCCCAGCGUCGCGGCUCAGUCAACGCCGGCCGAAAACAAGGAAGGGCGAGGCGCCGCCGCCUCGCCAGCAGCAUUCUCACAGGGCUCUCUGUCGGGCUUCCGGUCCACUCUCGGCAGGCAGGCCGGCCACCGCAGGCCGGCCGCCGCCCCUGAGACAUUCCCGCCCGCUGCGCGGGUUCCCCAGCUUAGGGCCGAGGAAGGGGGACGCAACUUCAAAACACAGCGGGACGGGGGGGGGGGCGAGGCGCCGCCGCCCCGCCGCCCCGCAGCAACAUCGGGCGACUCCCGUCACCGAGCCCCUCGGCCAACCGGGCGAGGCCGAGGCAAGGCCGCGCGCCCCACCGAGCGUUCCCGAGGCACCGCCGACACACCAAGCACAGGUCGGGAGCCGGGAACGGGGCGCCGCCACCUCGGCCAACUGGGCCCACCAUCCUCGGAGCUCUCGGGGAAGGGCCAGGGAAAGCCCCGUCAGGGCUCCGCGAAACACAGCGCGCCCCGGCCGCGUUCGCCCCACCGGCUGCCAGCCACCGCACCAGACUGA